GAAUGACUCGAUCUGAAAUAUCGUAUUGUGGGGUAAUUUCAAGGUGUAAUGGAGCCUACUGGUGCGGUGUUGUUGGGACGACGAGGCUAGCGGUUAUCAUUUCGACACGAGAUAUUAAUACCAAGGAAACUCUUUAUCAACCUGGGCGUCAAACCUCCUCACUUCAGCUCAUUGCGGAUUCCACUUGAGCAUUUCAUCGUGGACUGUUAUUAGCUUGAAAGUCUCCUCGCUCUGGAUUGCUACUUACGGUAUUAAGCACAUUCUCUCUUAUCGCUCAACCGAAGAAAUGUCGAGCGGCUCGCUUGGAGCAGCGCUUCCUGUCCUGCCGACACCACAGCUUGCAACGGCUCUUCUGCACACGGAUGAUCCUGACCACAAGACCCAUGCAAACCAUUCAGUUGCUCCGUCCAUUCAAACGUCGACGACUUUCCGGUCCGCUCCGUUCGACUCACAGAUUGCGACGGAUAUCAGAAAUGGCGCACCGCUCAAUUGGCAAGAUCCCGGCAUCGAAAUCUACAGCCGAUACAAUCAGGAUACGCGAGGUCGCACGGAGAAAGUCCUCAGCAAGUUAAUGGGAGCCGAGGCGAUCACUUUUGGAUCGGGUGUUGCCGCGGGUCAUGCUUGCAUGCAGCAUUAUGCACCAUCUGUCAUCGCUAUUCGCAAGGGCUACAUGGGCAUUCACGCGGCCAUAGCCGUCUACCGUCGCGGUCGCACGGAUCUUAAAAUCAUUGAUCUAGACGAUGAGUACCCAACACUGUCAAAGACGGAAGCCGAAAAAGACGGCGUCCGUCGUGGCGGCUUGCUUGUCUGGGUCGAGACCCCAUUGAAUCCUACGGGUGAAGUGCGUGAUUUGAAGCGUUACGUGCAGAAGGCCCACGCUGCCGGAGGCUACAUCGGCGUCGACGCAACCCUUGCCCCGCCACCGUUGCAGGACCCGUUCAAGCAGGGAGCCGAUUUUGUCAUGCACUCUGCCACAAAGUACAUGGGAGGUCACUCUGACUUACUUGUCGGCGUUGUAGCAGUUAAGAGCAAAGUCGAGUGGGAGUCGCUCUUCUGGUACCGUGUCGCGACAGGAGCUGUUCCCGGCAACCUCGAGUCGUACCUGCUGCUGCGCUCCCUCCGCACGAUAACCCUGCGCGUGCAGCGCCAGUCCGAGACGGCGCACAAGCUUGCUCAGUGGCUGUACAGCUUAACAGUGGAUGCUGCGCAUCCAAGCGAGGACGUGGAGGACAAGGAACUCGUCGGUGGCAAAGUCGUUGAAUGGGUCUGGCAUGGCAGCUUACAACCUCGCAAUGACAAGGACCCCAGUGCAAGGCCGACCGAGGGUGCGGAUUUCGACCCGCGCGACCAGAUGCCGGGCGGCUUCUCCGCCUGCUUUUCUAUCAGGUUUGCAAGCGCCGGCCAAGCCGCAAAGGUCCCUCACAGCACAGAGUACUUCACGCCCGCGACUUCACUCGGAGGGGUCGAGUCCUUGCUUGAGCACCGGAUCCUCUCCCAGGCUUCGGAAGACCCUCGCUUGGUCCGCAUCUCGGUCGGUCUCGAAGACUUUGCAGACUUGCAGGCCGACUUACGCCGUGCCUUCCAAGCGAACCUCUCUGCAUGAAUGCCCAGAUGGAUGGGUAUGAGUGGUGCCUGCAUGGAAUUAUUGCGUAGGUUCAGAAAUACAACAAGUAGAAAUGAUUUACGGUCAGAAUGCUUAGCAAUGGCACGUUCAGUACUG
Tilletiaria anomala UBC 951 is the source of this 1720-nucleotide messenger RNA. RefSeq names its product cystathionine gamma-synthase. Gene Ontology annotation, molecular function: pyridoxal phosphate binding; carbon-sulfur lyase activity. The record is from RefSeq and is a predicted model, not a curated record. Gene Ontology annotation, biological process: transsulfuration. Bases 287 to 1603 code for a protein of 438 amino acids. NCBI's taxonomy places the organism in Eukaryota, Fungi, Basidiomycota, Exobasidiomycetes, Georgefischeriales, Tilletiariaceae. Gene Ontology annotation, cellular component: cytoplasm. The transcript is spliced from 10 exons.